AUGGAGCCCGGGUCGGGCGGCCGAGGCGCAGCGCGCGGCCAGCGGCCCUCGAGCGCCGCGCAGCCCCGCGAGCAGGAGCGGAAGCUCGAGCAGGAGAAGCUGUCCGGGGUGGUGAAGAGCGUCCACCGGCGGCUCCGCAAGAAGUACCGCGAAGUGGGAGACUUUGAUAAGAUCUGGCGAGAACACUGUGAAGAUGCGGAAACACUGUGUGAAUAUGCUGUUGCAAUGAAAAACUUGGCAGAUAAUCACUGGGCAAAAACUUGUGAGGGUGAAGGUCGCAUUGAAUGGUGUUGUAGUAUAUGCAAGAGAGUAUUUCCAAAUGGUGGGAAGAGAAAAGCACUUGAGAAGAUAAAAAAGAGCGUCCUCGCCACUAAGACCCACUCCAGCCUUAAAUGUGCACGAGUCUCUAAACUUGAAGGUCGUUUAACAAACCUCAGCUUUACAAGUCCUGAAUUUAUAACUGAGUUGCUUCAAGCCUCAGAAAAGAUCAGAUUACUUGAUGUUGGCAGCUGCUUUAAUCCAUUUUUGAAGUUUGAAGAAUUUCUAACUGUUGGGAUAGAUAUUGUACCUGCUGUAGAGAGUGUCUAUAAGUGUGACUUCCUGAACCUGCAGCUUCAGCAGCCACUCCAGCUUGCACAAGAUGCUAUAGAUGCUUUCCUGAAGCAGCUGAAAAAUCCUAUUGAUUCUCUUCCUGGAGAACUAUUUCAUGUGGUUGUUUUCUCUCUCCUCCUUUCCUAUUUUCCAUCACCCUACCAGCGAUGGAUUUGCUGCAAGAAAGCCCAUGAGUUGUUAGUGCUGAAUGGCUUAUUGCUCAUCAUCACCCCCGAUUCCUCCCAUCAGAACCGGCAUGCUAUGAUGAUGAAGAGCUGGAAGAUUGCUAUAGAAUCCCUGGGCUUUAAGCGCUUCAAGUAUUCAAAAUUUUCUCAUACUCUCAUGGCUUUUAGGAAAACCUCCCUUAAGACCACAAGUGACUUGGUUAGUAGGAACUAUCCAGGGAUGUUAUAUAUUCCUCAAGAUUUCAACAGUGUAGAAGAUGAGGAGUAUUCUAGCCCUUCCUGCUAUGUCCGAUCAGAUAUAGAAGAUGAACAAUUAGCGUACGGUUUCACAGAGCUCCCUGAUGCUCCUUAUGACUCAGAUUCUGGAGAAAGUCAAGCCAGCUCUAUUCCAUUCUAUGAGCUGGAGGAUCCCAUUUUAACUUUUAAGUUAAUAUAA
Molecule: messenger RNA, 1212 nt
Organism: Arvicola amphibius (Eurasian water vole)
Lineage: Eukaryota; Metazoa; Chordata; Mammalia; Rodentia; Cricetidae
Gene: Bmt2
Product: base methyltransferase of 25S rRNA 2 homolog
Biological process (GO): negative regulation of TORC1 signaling
Source: RefSeq, a predicted model, not a curated record